UGGAGGCAGGAGGAAGCGGCGGCGGCGGCCGCCUGGCGUGUAAAAAUCACAGCCACGCUUCCCUUGGUCAUCAUGGCUACAACUGGCCUGACAGGCAUGAAUAUAAAGAUCUACCUAAAGAGCAAGAUCACCUUCCUUUUGUGGAGGACCACAGCAACUUCGAUAUUGUCAAAGCAACCCAAUAUGGCCUUUUGGAACGGUGCCAGGAGUUGGUAGAAGCAGGAUAUGAUGUAAGACAACCGGACAAAGAAAAUGUAACACUUCUUCACUGGGCAGCAAUCAAUAAUCGAUUGGAACUUGUAAAGUUCUUUAUUUCUAAAGGUGCAGUAGUAGAUCAACUAGGAGGGGACUUAAAUUCGACUCCGCUUCAUUGGGCUGUUAGACAAGGACAUUUAUCUAUGGUUAUAUUGUUACUGAAAUGUGGAGCAGACCCAGCUCUCAUUGAUGGUGAAGGAUACAGCGGCCUGCAUUUGGCUGUGCUUUUUCAGCACAUGCCCAUCAUAGCUUACCUCAUAGCAUAUGGUCAGAGUGUAGAUACAACAGAUCACAAUGGACAAACCCCACUUAUGCUAGCAGCCCAUAAAGUACUUGGGCUGGAACCUACUCGAUUUUUAUUAAAGUUUAAUCCUUCUCUGAAUGCUGUAGACAACAUAGAAAAGAACACUGCCUUGCAUAGCGCUGUUGCAGCAGAAAAUAUUAGCGCUGUAGAUCUCCUUCUCGAAGCUGGGUCCAGUUUGGACAUCAAAAAUAUCAAGGGAGACACACCGCUUGACCUUGCUCAUCGAACUCAGCAUCGCUUAAUUAUUCACCUGAUCACGGAAGAGGAAAGAAUGAGAGCCAGAAAAACUUCCAGGUUUCUGAGAAUACUGGCGAAAAAUGAGUUCUUGCUUUUGCUGGUGAUGGCAUUGGUAUUGAUAUGGGCUGUCGGAUAUGUAGUGGAUUUAAAUUCUGAUUCUUGGCUUUUGAAAGGAAUCUUGCUGUUCUUCCUAUGUGCCAUCAUCUCCCUGUUUGCAAGGCAAUUCAUAAGUUUCAACAAACUGAAAUAUUUUCCAGUAGCAUUUUUGCUUGGCUCCAUCUUCUGGAUAUCUGUGACCUGUUUCAUCUGGUUCCUGCCUGAUUUUUCAGGCACAGUUUCUCAGCUUCCUUUCUUUCUUGGUAUGGUGGGGCUUCUCUAUUAUUUCUACAAAAUGUUCCGAGCUGAUCCUGGAUAUAUCAAGACUACAGAAGAAGAAAGAAAAAAGAACAUUAUUACCCUUGCAGAAUCUGGCUCCUUGGAUUUCAGAACAUUUUGCACAUCCUGUCUUGUGAAAAAACCUCUGAGAUCCAUGCAUUGCCACAGCUGCGAAUCGUGUGUCGCUAGAUACGACCAACAUUGUAUCUGGAUUGGGCAAUGUAUAGGUGUUGGCAACCAUUGUUAUUUUGUCCUGUUUCUCCUUUUCCUGACAAUGGUGAAUAUCUGGGCUUUAUAUGGAACAGUUUUAUACUGGUCAGAACACUGCACAGUAACAUACCAGAAAGACGGAGCUUGGAUUUCCUUCACACAAAUAGUGUCUUGUUCUCCAUGGGUGUCAUAUAUUUUCACACUUGUAUCCUUUCAUACUUCGUGGGCUUCACUGCUACUAGCCCUUCAGCUUUAUCAGGUUGUAUUCCUUGGAUUGACCUCACAUGAAAGGAUUACCCUCUGGAGGCAGAGCAAGCGAUCAAAGCAUCCUGUUUCACUCAGGAAAACUCCAUAUAAUCAUGGGUGCCUGCAGAACCUAGCAGAUUUCUUUCAGUGCAGAUGCUUUGGGAUGUUGAAGCCCAACAUAGUCGACUGGACAAAGCAGUAUACGCUAACAGUUCAUUCAGUGAAAGAUAAAAAUAUUCAUCCUGUGUGA
This is a messenger RNA of Euleptes europaea (tarantolino), 1877 nucleotides long. RefSeq names its product zinc finger DHHC-type palmitoyltransferase 13 (gene ZDHHC13). The transcript has 17 exons. Gene Ontology annotation, cellular component: Golgi membrane. NCBI's taxonomy places the organism in Eukaryota, Metazoa, Chordata, Lepidosauria, Squamata, Sphaerodactylidae. The record is from RefSeq and is a predicted model, not a curated record. Gene Ontology annotation, biological process: protein palmitoylation. Gene Ontology annotation, molecular function: protein binding; palmitoyltransferase activity. Bases 399 to 1877 code for a protein of 492 amino acids.